This is a messenger RNA of Amoebophrya sp. A120, 2740 nucleotides long. The record is from the annotation of a GenBank genome assembly. NCBI's taxonomy places the organism in Eukaryota, Dinophyceae, Syndiniales, Amoebophryaceae.
UAGAGAUUCCAAUGAGACGAGCGACGAAGUGAGAGGUAAUGUGAUUCAUUUUCAUUUAAUUGAACAAGAUGUAGUAGCUGCAAUCGGAUCAGGAACUCCUGCCAUGGGUGUUUGGGUUUGCAUUAUUUGAUACACAUAAGACUAAGAUUUUUGCGAGUUCAUUGGUGCGUUGUUUGUGCCCGGCCACUUCCUUGGAGGUGCGUUGCGAGUCCACCGCUUCGUGUCAAUUAAUUGUGCUCUCUCUCUUCUCACACUGUCAGGAGCAAGUAAUAGUCCUUGUGCUACAUUUAUUAUAUGUGAACCGGGAGGCCGCGGUUGGCCGACUGCCGGUGCUGAGAGUUUCUGCAGCGCAGUGGAUAGGGCCGCAAAGGCGCGCGCUCUGCAAGGUAUCUCAAGAGAGCCCUCGUUCCCGGGGACGUUGGGGCUAUCUGAUUCAAUCUUGCUGCGAUAAUACCGCAGUUUCCGUCGUCUAGAAAAAGUGCGAAGCGAGCUACUACGUCGAGGACGACCAGGGUAGGCGGGGACGUCUCGCGCGUCGUCGGCGAAGACCCACGUCCGCUUUGGUGUCAAGCAGAUGAAGGACGAUUGAGAGCAGCACGCCGCGGAUUACGCACCCCUUAAAUUGAUGAUGACGGCGCGACAACAGCGGAAGGCACUGGCGAAAGCCAGCUGUAGCAACACUCUGAGCUUUGCAAUGCACGCCUAUCUUUUUGCGUUCCAUCAUUUGAGCUAUCUUAUUUCGGCCAACAAGCAGUUCCAGCGCAACCGCAUUGAUGACCCCACCACGGAGGAGGGGCAACCGGCUAGCUCCGGUGGGACCGCCGGGGCCGUGGAGACCGGGAACGCGGGCACGGACGUCACGCUCCCCCAUCUGCGAGGUUCUCUUUACGUAGACCAAGCUGGUGUCGUUCCAGCAGGGAUAACGAAUGCCAUCGCAGUGACGCAGGACGGUGGUCAGCAGGGUCUUGAUGUGUCUGAAUACAGUGGGGCAACCGCUGCAGGUGCGGAGGAAGCAGGAGCAACCUCCGCUGGUGCGGUUCUGGCUGCCAAGCUGUCUGCGCUGGAAAUCGCGCCUGUGGAUUCAUCGGGAGCAGCUCCAGCUCCUCCAUCCGGACCUACUACGACCUCUGGAGAUGCGUUGCAGCAAAGCGGGCCCUCCUUCACCGCGGACGUUGCCGCGUCGGAAAUAAGCACUGCAUCCGCUGCUCCGGCACUCGACCUGCGCAAGAUUUACACCGGGAGCGUCGAGGAUUUGUACGCUUACGAGGACCUGGUGGUAAAGUCCGAAUCGGACGAGGGGGGUCCGACUGCAGCAAGCGAGGAUCGUGCCAAGAAGCAAAAAGACCUGGACAAGAAAAUCGCUGCGGCGUUUGUGGAAGGCGACCGAGGGGAAUACGUGGACAAGGACAAAGGCAUUGAUGGACAGUGACCCCACAAUCGGCAUCCUAGCGGCGAUCGCGUUUGUCAGGCUGGACACGAAUGGAGAUGGAUACAUUGACAGCAGCGACGAAUUGCCGCCACAAUGCGCCGCUCAGGUCGCUGACACUGGUGCGCGCUUGAAUCCGCAGCAGUGGAACUGUGCAAUGUGCGCUGCGGCCUCCGCUUCCACGUCUUCUGGAAGUCCUGCGGCUACUUCUGGAAGCGCAUUCAUGCAAGCUGGAAGCAAUCAGUCGGAGCUCGUCCGGAGAGGCCACCGUCAAUGCAACUUGUGUAAUACACUCCGUAGCGCAGCCGACCCAGUUGCUACAACAGUGAUAUGCAUUGCAGAAGUAUCGUACAGGUAUCGUAUAAAAUGAAUAAUAUCUUUAGGUGGAACUGGAAGUGGAAAAUUUAUGAUGCAGAUUCGGGAAUAGGUGAAUAGGAAAGCAAAUCUCCUUUCAUGUUGCAAGGUUGCUGUUUAAUAUCUUUAUACGAGUGCGAUAAUUUUGCAGAGGAUACAUAUAUACCACGGCGAGGGGCGUUGCGGACACGGCGACGGAGAAACCUUGGACGACCGGUAGCGUCCUGACUGCCCUCGCCCUUGCCGGUUGUUGUUUGGGCCGGUGACUACAAGUAUCCUUUCGUAUCUACUUUUUUUUCUCACCUUCGCCUACGACCUCCAUGCCCAUUCCUUCGCCCACAUCGACUGGAGAAGGCCGCCCCGCUUGCAUUGGUUGCCAGCGUUUAAGGUUUCAGAUGUUUCGUCGUUUCUCCAUCCGUCUUUUCCACAAAACAAAUCGAAUAGAACAAAUAACAUACCUCUUUCAUGAGAUUGAGUUUGAAAACGACGACUACAACGAUACGAAGAAGUGCUAGGAGGGACAGCACAAUAUCAAUAUUCAGUAGGUACAGACUAUUUGUGUUUUCAACCCAAUUCGGUCAGUGUUACGACGUAGACGUAGAUACUGCCUGAAAAAACUAUCGCGCUGGCUGCUAAAUUGCUAGCCGUAGCCUGUUUAGCGUAACGGAAAAAAAAGGGGACGACCGAGAGUUGUUUUGAGCUUCUUUACAAAACCAGGAGAACAGGUGCAACGAGCAUAUGCAUCCAUAGUGCUGAAAGUUAUUGAUUUGUAGCGAAACCGAGGCCAGAUAAAACUUCCCCUUUCGCUUUUGGCUUUCUCGGGAACAAGGAAGCGAUUUUGACUAGUACGUUCAGUAGGUGUCCUCGAGGGGAACACCAGACAGCAACGACAAUGUGCUCUAUUUGUCACCGACAAACUCAUUUGCAUUGAUUUGGAUGUUAGCCGAAGGCGAGGCCGAG